Molecule: messenger RNA, 932 nt
Organism: Rhopilema esculentum
Lineage: Eukaryota; Metazoa; Cnidaria; Scyphozoa; Rhizostomeae; Rhizostomatidae
Source: RefSeq, a predicted model, not a curated record
AUAUUCAAAACGAGGCUAAUCUUUAGUGUUAGGGAAGUGUGCUUGUUUUCUCGGUAGGUCACUAGGUUGCAUUUGUUGGCAAUGUAACGAAGAUAUGAUUUAAACAAAAUGACCCAUAUCCUGGUUGAUAGAGGUUAUCCUGCAAAUAUACGGCCGCGUCUUGAGAAAGUUAAUCACCAAUACCUGCGUGGCUUAGAUGAGCUGAGGCGUAGGCACAGAAAAGGAGGCAUAACACCACAAGAAUUUGAAGAGAUAAGGGCAUCUUCCAGGCAGUCUUGGACUUCGGAAUGCGAGGAUCAAGAUCCUUCUCGAAGUGGAUUUCAGACAACUUAUUCAUCAUUUCAUCAUUAUAGAAAAGAGCCGGAAUGUGACGGGGCAAAAUAUAGAUCAAAAUCUCGACCAACUUCACCUCACAGGAAGCAUAGACCUCACCCACAAAGAAAAUACAUAACAUUGGAAAUGAAAGAAGCACCAGGUUUUCAGAACAGUUUUGCAUCCAAUUCUAAGCAUCAGGAGCCUUACACUGUGGGGAAGCCUUAUGAAAAAGAUGACAUUUACACUGAAAAGAAGUUGUAUUACAGCACACCAACAUAUGAUGAGCUAAAAGCACAGGAAUUGGUUUACCAUACAAAACCUGAAGCUGAUGUCUCUUUGCACCGUUGGCUCAAAAAGUCUGGGGUAGAAGAGAAAGAAAUCUCCCAAAGGCGACGUUAUAAGUUAUCUAAAGAUCUGAAAAUUCCUGCAGAAACAAAUUCAAGGUACCUUGGAAAAUUGAGCCCACAAAGAUAUAUUCUUGGCAAAUAUGGAAGUUAAAACUGACUAAAACAGUGAAAGGUAAUUUAGCUUUAUCAGUGAGCAGGAUACUUGCUAUCAGGUGAUAGGUUGAGAGGCUGUCCUCCUUAUACAGUCUUGGAGAACUCCAUUGUCAAUAU